This is a messenger RNA of Hippoglossus stenolepis (Pacific halibut), 2717 nucleotides long. RefSeq names its product SH2 domain-containing adapter protein E. Gene Ontology annotation, molecular function: phosphotyrosine residue binding. Bases 841 to 2241 code for a protein of 466 amino acids. The record is from RefSeq and is a predicted model, not a curated record. The transcript is spliced from 6 exons. Lineage: Eukaryota; Metazoa; Chordata; Actinopteri; Pleuronectiformes; Pleuronectidae.
UUAAAACAUUUCAUAUAACAACAACAAUAACAAAAACAAUAUGAAUACACUUUAUUUACACACAAAGUGCUUUGAUAUGACAAAAACAUCAUGAAAGCAUUUCAGGACAGAUACAAAAGAUCAGGGAAUAAAAGAAAUACAGGAAUAAAACAUUUAAAUGCAGCAUUUAACAACAACAAUAAAACAGACAAUUAUUAGGUAAUAAUAAUUGUGUACUAGAAAUAAACAAUAUAAAUUAAUAGGGAUUUAAAAGAUGUCAAUGAUUCUGCAAACCUCCAUCAUGGCAUGUAGAAUGAAACAUCGCCGCCCACCCGGCUCUGCCUCCCCCAUCCUCUCAACUUCACACACCCCCUCCCCUCUCUUCACUCCAGCCUCAGUCACAGGCUCGUUGAGAUGGUGGACGGUUGUCACACAUCAGCCUCUCUGGGAAUGGGACCACACAUCAGAAGUAGGACAAGCUUUACCUUCUUUCAGCUCAUCCCACUCUGAAGACUCCUCUUCCUCCAAAGGGAAUACACUUUUUCUCUGGAGCAGGUGUCAGACAACCACAAAUGGGAUAAAGUUUGAAUUUUCCUCCCUUUGCCAAACAGGCAUGAAGGUUGUGGGUGUUUUAUCCUAUAGUUGGGUAUUUGAGCAGAGAGCGAUGGGCUGUUAAGAGCAUUUAUGAUAUUCUUCAAAGUGAGGAGUGGAGCUCCUGCAGUCUGUCCUAGAAUAAAGCAGCGGAAGUCUUUUGUUGGAAAGGGCUGUGAUUUGUAAAGGUGCGUCUCUGGGGCCCUGUAUGGAGCUGAAAGGUGUCGGAGCAGGAACACAGAGGUUUCACUGGUUUCCAUCUGAGCUGCAAUGGCAAAGUGGUUCAAGGAGUUUCCCAUCAACCUGAAAAAUGGUGCCGACAGGAUCCGCUCAGCCUCCGAGUCACAACCGAGAGCCGGGAAGGGCGGCCUGGUCGCCGGCAUAGGCACCAAAACCUCAGGCUCCAAAACGGGCCAGCGCAAGAACUCCUCCUCUGACAGCACCGGCGGAGGAGUUGGGUCUCUCCUGACCGGGAGGAACCGGAAAAACUCGGCUGUGGAGCUGGGCAGAACCGGUGGAAGCCCCCCGAGUAAAGAUGGGAAAGUGUGGGACAACCUGUUGUCCGGGAAGAGCUGGAAAAACUCCAAAGCAGAGCCGGUGGUUGAGGAGCAGCACCGGGGCCCGAAGAGCUCCCCCCCAGCCAAUGCCUCCUACAUCAGCCGGCUGAUCCGGCUGGACAAACAGGACAAGAGCCCCAACUUCAACAGCGGUACCAUCAGCAACACAGUGGGAAGUGAAGCAGAGAAACCAGCCCAGAGCAAAGCAGAAACUGUGAUAAUUCUUGAGGAUUAUGCCGAUCCAUUUGACGCUCAGAAGACCAGAGAGCAAAGAGAGGCAGAGCGUGUUGGGGAGAAUGAUGGAUACAUGGAGCCUUAUGAUGCCCAGCAGAUGAUCACUGAGAUCAGACGUCGGGGGUCCAAGGACCUGCUGAAGGUCUGCGUGCUGAGUGAGGGGAUAGUAGAGGAGGGCCAGUCCGCGCCCCUUCAGAUCUAUGACGUCCCGUACGAGGGGGGAGGUGAUGGUGACAAGCCGGUGGUCACACGGCCGGAGCUGGAUCCUCGUCCCUCCACCGAGUACGAGCUGCCGUGGGAGAGGAAGAAGGAUCAUAUCGUCAGAACUCUGUCCGCACAGUUUGACAGCCCUGAGCGCCCAGCCAAAGAUGAGACGCCUCACCCGACACUCACCAGGCAGCCGCAGCAUCCGCCCACCCAGCCGCUGUCUCAGCAUCAGCAUCUGAGGCAGAAAAGCUGGACCCAGAAGAUCCUGCGAUCGUCGCCGCCGACCCUGACGCCUUCCUCCACGCCGGGCAGCGGCCCUGACGCCGAGGUCUGCUGGGUGGACCCCUCACUGCCCCUGGAAAAGCAGAGCUGGUACCACGGCUGCGUGACCCGCCAGGAGGCCGAGUUUCAGCUGCAGUCCUGCAAAGAGGCCAGCUUCCUGGUCAGGAACAGCGAGUCGGACAACAGCAAGUACUCCAUCGCCCUCAAGACGAGCCAGGGCUGCGUUCACAUCAUGGUUGCUCAGACCAAAGAGAGCGGCUACACCCUGGACCAGAGCAGCUGUGUGUUCCCCAGCAUCCCAGAGGUGGUGCACCAUUACUGCACUCAGCGUCUGCCUUUCAACGGGGCCGAGCACAUGACCCUGCUGCACCCGGUGCCUCGCACCCACUGACGACUCCGCCCUAGCACCACGUUAGGUAUACAAAACAAACACACCUCUGGGCCUGCUCGGACGCAACGUUUCCUGACAUCAGUCACAGUGAAGCUCAACGUGUACUUCUGUUGCUAUGUCCCUUUUCUACAGGUCCCACUGUAUGACUCAACUGUAUCACCAGACUUUACGUGUGUUUUUUAUUUUAACUGUGUGAUCGUGAACACGUUUUUGCAGCUCAGCCUUAGUCUUGAAACUCUGGACGUCUUCACCUUUCUUUACUUUACUCUGAUGCAAAACACACAGGCUGAUGUUUUGCAUGUGAAGGCUCAGCGGAGACCAAGAGGCACUUUUAUUGAUUAAAUGUGACUUGAAGUUGUUGUUGAAAGUGACUCAUACAUAGCUGCAUUGUUUUAAUCAUUAUUAAAAGAUAAGGAAAGAUGUGCUAAUUUCUGCAAAUUAAAAUUUAUUGUGACGCAGGAAGUGCUUCAGACUUA